Molecule: messenger RNA, 1722 nt
Organism: Salmo salar (Atlantic salmon)
Lineage: Eukaryota; Metazoa; Chordata; Actinopteri; Salmoniformes; Salmonidae
Gene: rtn2b
Product: reticulon 2b
Biological process (GO): neuron differentiation; brain development; endoplasmic reticulum tubular network formation
Cellular component (GO): postsynaptic density; neuron projection; endoplasmic reticulum membrane
Source: RefSeq, a predicted model, not a curated record
GGGCCCUGUUCUGCUGACAGGGAUGGUAAGGACAAAAAAAGAUCCUAGCGAGGGCCAUAGGAGUGCAGGGGGUCUAGGAGAUUAGUGAGCAGCAGAGUAAGCUAGUGGGGUGGUUUGCACAGUGAUCCGCUGCCGAAAUGGCCACCAAAGUAGUGGAGCUGAUCUACUGGCGGGACGUGGGGAAGACAGGGCUGGUGUUCACAGGGCUGGUGAUAGGCCUGGCCAGCCUGUUCCAGUUCAGUGCCAUCACCGUGCUGUCCUACCUGUGUAUGGCCAUCAUGUGUCUCACCUUCCCCCUACGCCUCUACUACAAACUCCUAGAGCUGAUACGUAAGAACCCUGAAGGAGUGCACCCCUUCCAGUCUUAUAUAGGAGACGACAGCUCUCUGACAGAUGAGGAGACAGUGUUGGUGGUGGAGGAAGUGGUGCUGAUGAUUGCCUUUGCCGUCACAGAGCUCAAACGCCUGCUCUUCAUCGGCAGCAUCAUGGACUCCAUCAAGUUUGCGUUGCUGCUGUGCGUCUUGGUCUAUGUGGGCAUCACGACCAACGGACUGACCCUGGUGAUAGUUGGUGUCAUCUGUGUUUUCUCUCUUCCUCUAUUCUACAAACAAAUGCAGGGUCGGAUGAAGAGGAUUGGCAAAGAGGUCAACGGCCUCCUGAGGAAAAUCAAAAGCUUGUUUAAGAGGUUGUGCAGUACGCUGAGACCCUCUACUGCGGCUAAACCUGCUCCAACCACCAACCUUGUGCCAGCCCUGGCCCCAAAACACAAACAAAAGUCAAAGUGAUAAGAAAGAGAAAGGGGGAUCUAUGGGAAAAGAGGGGGGUCAUUCAUAACAUCUUAUCAGACCAGGGGCUGGGAAACUCUGACAAGGAACUCAUGGGGGUGUGACGGGAGGGGGUACAAGGACCUCAUGGGGGUGUGAUGGGAGGGGGUACAAGGACCUCAUGGUGUGACGGGAGGGGGUACAAGGACCUCAUGGGGGUGUGACGGGAGGGGGUACAAGGACCUCAUGGGGGUGUGAUGGGAUGGGGUACAAGGACCUCAUGGUGUGACGGGAGGGGGUACAAGGACCUCAUGGGGGUGUGACGGGAGGGGGUACAAGGACCUCAUGGGGGUGUGACGGGAGGGGGUACAAGGAACUCAUGGGAGUGUGACGGGACGGGGUACAAGGACCUCAUGGGGGUGUGAUGGGAGGGGGUACAAGGACCUCAUGGUGUGACGGGAGGGGGUACAAGGACCUCAUGGGGGUGUGACGGGAGGGGGAACAAGGACCUCAUGGGGGUGUGAGUGUUCUUUGGAAGGCUACUUGUGCUUUUAUAUUUCCAUUUUCCCAUUGUGGUGUCUGUGAAUGGGAACAAGCUUUCAAAUCCAGUGUUUGGUGUUGGUAACCUAAAGAUGUUUACAGACAAAUGCAAUGUUUAUAUGGGAGGGAAUUUUCUGUGAAAUCUAAAAGACAACUAGUUCACCUUGGGGAGUUGGGGGGUGUGAUACCACAGAACACUUGCCAUCUUAAGACCACACAUGGUGAACACUGGCCAUCUGACCACAUGCCUUAUAAUUUACUUUGGAAGUACACUCAAAGUGUAAGAAUGGGUGCAUAUUCAAUGAUUGGUGCUUACUCAAAAGUGUAAUUAAACUGAAUUGUUCCCUUUUUCUUGAUUCUUGUUUAAAUUGUUGAAUAAAUGUUGAGGAAAUGUUUGAACAUUUCGAAACUGCUCCUA